Drosophila virilis is the source of this 313-nucleotide messenger RNA. RefSeq lists its product as uncharacterized. The record is from RefSeq and is a predicted model, not a curated record. Lineage: Eukaryota; Metazoa; Arthropoda; Insecta; Diptera; Drosophilidae.
CCCUUUAGACGUUCAUUCUUGGAUGGGUGUGAAGCGUAGUAUGCAAGUUAACUGGUGCAGCAACAAGGACUGUUUGGGUCUACGUAAGCGUGUCUGCGGAUUGCAUCAAACUUGGAAGUGGCUACACCAGACGCCCGCCCUGCACGAAUAUCUCAUCUCCGCUAGCUCUGUGGCAGCAAACAUCGCAGUCAGCAAGUCCACCACGCUCUAAAGUCCAAAACAACAACCAAAAAAAAAAAAAUAUAAAUAUAAAAAAAAAAUAAACAAAAGCAAUAAACCAAAAGGAAUACGACAAGCAGAGCAGAACAACAAC